Trichoderma harzianum CBS 226.95 is the source of this 1623-nucleotide messenger RNA. RefSeq names its product glycosyltransferase family 31 protein. The coding region runs from base 37 to 1548 and encodes 503 amino acids. Gene Ontology annotation, cellular component: membrane. The transcript is spliced from 3 exons. Lineage: Eukaryota; Fungi; Ascomycota; Sordariomycetes; Hypocreales; Hypocreaceae. The record is from RefSeq and is a predicted model, not a curated record. Gene Ontology annotation, molecular function: glycosyltransferase activity.
CUUCUUCACAACCUUAUUUCUUUUCUCUAAUGUAGAAUGGCCCUUUUAAGAAAGCUGUCACGGCCACUCUUUCUUCCGCCUGUAUUGCAUAGCCGACCGCUGCAGAAUAUCAUUCUAAUUGCUUCUUGUCUUAUCUUAUUAAUAUUCUUUCUGUAUAGUCUCAGAGAACCAGAGCCAACCCAAUUGCUACCGUAUCAAAUUUAUCCACAGACCAACGACUCCAUACAUCAUACGGUGACGGAGUUUCUUCCCGCCUCUGUAGAAACCGGAAAAGAUUCGACUCGAGAACUUUGCGAUUCGUUUCCUAAACAUGUGUUAUCAAGAAUACAGCCAGUUCUCAAGACCGGCCAUGGCGAUAACAAGGAAAAACUGAACGCGCAGAUGGACAGCACCAGCGCUUGCUUUACGCCCGAUGAAUUGAUCAUCUUUUCUGAUCUCGAAGAGAAAAUCCGGGAUCAUCAUGCUAUCGACAUUUUGGCCCAUCUGCCUAGCGCUCAUUAUAAUGCUACGACAUUCAAGAUGUGGGAGGAAUAUCUAGCCCAAAAAGAAAUGCAAGCGAACGGUGUAUUGGACACUGCAGCACAGGUAAAGCACAUAAAUGGAUGGGCGCUGGACAAGUUCAAAUUCUUACCUAUGAUGGAAAGAGCUUGGGCCAUGAAACCGAAUAGAGACUUCUACGUCUUUUACGAAACAGACACUUAUAUUUUCUGGGACAACCUCUUCCGAUUUCUUCAAACGUACAACCCAGAUGCAAACGUUUACAUUGGCUCACCAUCUCCUGGACGCCGUGAUCCCAAACGGGGAGACCAAGGCACCCUCUUCGCCAACGGGGGCCCUGGAUAUGUGAUCAGUCGAGGCGCUAUGAAGACCUUGUUACAGCGCACUACUGGUCCAUAUGGACAGUAUACUGACGACCCGCUGUCCGUAAAAUUCAGUUAUCUAAAUCAUGAUGAUGAGUGUUGUGGCGAUAGCGUUCUGGGCUGGGUGUUAUGGGAGCUUGGUAUUCCUAUGCAUGGACACUGGCCUAUGUUUAGCGAUUACGGCCUUCAUGAUAUUCCCUUCAAUGAUCAGCAUUGGUGCCAGCCGCUCAUCACUCUACACAAAACAUCACCAAAAGAUAUGGUUGAUUUGUUCAGCUGGGAGUUUAGCCAACGGAAAUCCCAGCGCCCAUUGCUAUAUUCAGAUGUAUGGGAAUUCCAUAAACCAGGCAGUGUUCCAUCGCGUGAGAACUGGGAUGGUGGCCGCUUUGAUGCGUUUGAACCACCCGCUGAGGUUGUGAUUGAAUCAUCCGAGCAAUGUAGCCGUGCUUGUAGCGAUGACGUGGGCUGUUUGCAAUGGAAAUGGGAGGGGAGAGACCGGAAAAAGUGUACUCUCUUAAGAUCAUUACAGCACGGAAGGGCACGAAAGGCAGAGAAGGGCGAUGGGGAUGAAGAAGCCUGGGUCGAUUAUACCUCGGGGUGGGUAGAGGAGCAUAUAAGGGAAUGGAGAAAAAAACAAGAUUGUGGUAUAGUUAAAUGGGUUGGGGCAAGUGUAGAAAGGAAAUUCUAAAAUAAAUUAAAAUUAAAAAAAAAAAAAAAUUAAAAAAGAGUAUUAUUAUUUAGGUAGUAUGUUUUUACUAUUAAA